AUGAGUCAGUUGCAGGCAUUCAAAAGCAUAGCGGGAUUAGUGGUGCGCAGUGGGGCCACAACAAGAUUAGGGUUACCCAAGUAUCGUGUAUUUAUACGAAGGAACUUGACAACGCCGUCACAGGUCGGGAGUCAAGAUGUGAUGGAUAAUAAGGCAUUGAUACAACCACAAAAGAUAAUCAACAAGCCUUCUGACCUGAAUUUAGCCAUAUCUGCUCGUGCGGCCUGGAGGUUGGCCCAAAUAUAUGAUGCCAGUAAGGAGAUAUUGAAAGUUGGUGUUGAAAGUGGUGGUUGCCAUGGUUAUCAGUACAAUUUAAAUUUAGUUCCAGAUUCUGAUACUGCACAUUUGGUGCAGAAGGAGAAAAUCGACGAAUUUGAUGAUGACAAUGUCAAAAACGUGGUUUUCAUACUACCCAACGGUGAAGGGAAAAUUGUCAUAGAUGAGAACUCACUCAAAAUUUUGAAUAAUACUACUCUAGAAUACACUACAGAAUUGAUCGGAUCAAGUUUCAAGAUAGCAAAUGGACAACUAAAGAGUAGUUGUGGUUGUGGUAGUAGUUUUGACUUGGAUAUGUAG
Messenger RNA from Kazachstania africana CBS 2517, 576 nucleotides. It is a transcript of the gene ISA2, whose product is annotated as Isa2p. The coding region runs from base 1 to 576 and encodes 191 amino acids. The transcript has a single exon. The record is from RefSeq and is a predicted model, not a curated record. Lineage: Eukaryota; Fungi; Ascomycota; Saccharomycetes; Saccharomycetales; Saccharomycetaceae. Gene Ontology annotation, biological process: iron-sulfur cluster assembly. Gene Ontology annotation, cellular component: mitochondrion. Gene Ontology annotation, molecular function: 2 iron, 2 sulfur cluster binding; 4 iron, 4 sulfur cluster binding; iron ion binding.